Molecule: messenger RNA, 815 nt
Organism: Tripterygium wilfordii
Lineage: Eukaryota; Viridiplantae; Streptophyta; Magnoliopsida; Celastrales; Celastraceae
Product: protein maph-9-like
Exons: 2
Coding region: 95-646 (183 amino acids)
Source: RefSeq, a predicted model, not a curated record
CCCAACCCCCUUCGAUCAACAUCCAGCCACAUUGGGGAAGCCAAGUUACCCGAAGGACCCUAAAGAGGCGAUUUUGAAUCAGAAAAGGUUACACAUGGCCUCUUCACGAUCCCUCCUGCGCACCGCCCGCUCCUUCUGCACCGCCGCCUCUACGCACCACAAAAACCAUCAAAACACGCACAACUUCCUUAAACCCAAUACGUUCAUUGGGAGCUGGAAUACGUCGAAGGACCCUAAAGAGGCGGAGAAGCAGCUGGCCCAGCUGAGGAGAGACUACGCCAAACAGGUCAAGGACGUGCGCAAGGAGUAUAUACGCGAGGUGGAGCUCAUGCGCCUAGAGAAGCAGCGCAAAGACGAGGCCAGGAGAGAGGCCCUCAAGGCUGCCAAUGAGGAGCGGAAGAAGCUGAAAGCCGAGGUAGCGAAAGCCCGCGCCCAGGAACGGAAGGUUGCCCAGGAGGAGUUUCGACAAGCCCUUUUGAAAGAAAGAGCAGAGAAACUUGAGAACUGGAAGAUGAAGGAAACAAAGAGGGAAGAGAAGAAGAAAGAGAACAGUGAACUUCUGCGCAGAAAAAGUUCAGUGUGGAUCGAUGAACGUGAGAUGGAAAAUAAAAUACUGCAAGCCAUUGUUGACACCACGUCCAUUUGAGUCAAUUUUAUUCCCAACUUUGCAUUUACAUCGAUUCUCAUUUCAAACUCAAAUGAGUUGAAAUGUGCUGCCAUACUAAUUAGUACAUACUUUUAUUUUGUACGGAUUUGGGCUUUAAUGACAUAUUUGUCUAGUAAAUUGUCUUUGAUGAAAAGAUUGAAUUCUUCUU